This is a messenger RNA of Rhodotorula toruloides NP11, 1569 nucleotides long. Its product is annotated as nucleobase transmembrane transporter. Gene Ontology annotation, biological process: transmembrane transport. Gene Ontology annotation, molecular function: transmembrane transporter activity. Gene Ontology annotation, cellular component: plasma membrane; fungal-type vacuole membrane. The record is from RefSeq and is a predicted model, not a curated record. NCBI's taxonomy places the organism in Eukaryota, Fungi, Basidiomycota, Microbotryomycetes, Sporidiobolales, Sporidiobolaceae. The coding region runs from base 1 to 1569 and encodes 522 amino acids. The transcript has 8 exons.
AUGUCGACCUCCAGCCACUCGGGCGAAAUCAAGGAUGCCUACGACGUCGAGGAAAAGGGCGCUGCGACAGCGCCGCACCUCGAGUCGGGUGCAGAGGUCGUCUCUGCGCACGACGGCGUCAACCGCGACAAGGGAGUCAUCGGAUGGCUGUGGAAAGUCGCCAUGAAGCUCGACAGCUACGGCGUCGAGGUCCGCGGUGUCGAGCGCGUCCCGCCCAACGAGCGUCACCACACCGGCGUGUUUGAUGCCGGCUACCUCUGGGCGUCUGCGAACAUGACCAUCUCGACCUUCUCCCUGGGCACCCUCGGCAACUCGAUCUGGGAGCUCAAGGGCACCGACGCGUGCUUGACCAUCCUUUUCUUCAACCUCCUCACGACUCUGCCGGUCGCCGUCUUCUCCUGCUGGGGCAAGUCGACUGGUCUCCGUCAGAUGAUCCUCGGCCGCUUCUCGUUCGGCCCCUGGACCAUCCUCUUCCCCAUCGCGCUCAACUGCUUGGCUUGCAUCGGCUGGUCCACCAUCAACACCAUCGUCGGCGCGUCGGCGCUCAAGGCCGUCUCGGACUCGCACCAGCUCCCCGAGCCUGUCGGCAUCAUCAUCAUCGCCUUGAUCACCCUCGUCGUCUCGCUCUUCGGCUACCGCUACGUCCACGCCUUCGAGCGCUACGGCUCCGUCCCCAUCUUCGUGAUCUUCUGCAUCAUGUUCGGCCAGGCCGGCAAGUACAUGCACGGCGGGAUGGGUGGCGUUGGCGAGGGCGAGGCAGCCUCCGUCCUCUCCUUCGGCGGCACGAUCGCCGGUUUCGCACUCGGAUGGACCUCCCUCGCAGCCGACUACACCGUCAACUUCCCCGCCGAGACCCCCGACUGGAAGGUCUUCCUCUCGACCUACAUCGGCCUCAACUUCCCGCUCGUCUUUGUCGAGUGCCUCGGCGCACUCAUGAUGACCACCUUUGUUGACAAGACCACCUGGGCCGACGCGUACGACAAGGGCGGUCUUGGUGGUCUCCUCGGUGCGCCUCUCGUUGGACCUAUGGGCGGAUUCGGACGCUUCCUCCUCGUCGUCCUCGCCAUGUCGAUCGUCUUCAACAACAUCCCGAACGUCUACUCUUUCGCCCUCACUUUCCAGGCCUUCGGCAAGUACUGCCAGGCCAUCCCCCGCUUCUUCCUCUGCAUCGUCUGCACGGCCAUCUACAUCGCACUCGCCGAGGCUGGCUACAACAGCUUCGAGAGCGCAUUCGACACCCUCCUCGUCAUCCUCUCCUACUGGCUCGCCAUCUACUCUUGCAUCCUCCUCAUCGAGCACUACUUUAUCCGCCGCGGAUGGCAGGGAUACAACCUCGACGACUACAACAAUUACAAGAAGUUGCCCGUCGGUAUCGCUGCUGCCGUUUCCGCUGGAUUCGGUGUCGCUGGCGCUGUGCUCGGCAUGAGCCAGACGUGGUACGUCGGCCGCAUCGGAGGACUCGUCGCGCCUCCGUUCGGCAUGGACAUCGGCUUCGAACUCGCAUUCGGCUUCACGGCCAUCACCUACCCCGUCUUCCGCCUCAUCGAGCGCCAUUACACCGGGCGAUAG